AAGCAUACUCGGAUGUUGUUCUUAAUUUAUCGGCUCACCGCGUCGCGUUGAUCCUAUAGUGUGAAUCUCCAGAUUUCAAGAAUUUCUUUGUCAAUCUAUACCCAAUCAGACCUAGGGAUUCUUCAUCCUUGCCUCGUGUCAAUUCAAGCAAUGCCCGAAGAGAAGCAUUUUUACGAUGUGAACCAACAUCCUAAAGAACAACUCAUGACCUCCCACAGCUGUCCUUUCAUCCCCUUUCCCCAGUACCAGUCAUGACCGCAACUCCCGAUGGCGGAAGGACCUUGAACGACAGCAACUCCAACCUCGCUCUCACAAAGACCGAGAACUCUGCUACAGGGGAUCCAGAACUUCCACCUCAUGUCGAAAAGCAACCUCAAGCUCCACCGACCUUUCCCGAAGGUGGCCUCCAAGCGUGGCUAACAGUUCUUGGCGGGUCUAUGAUACUGUUUUGCACCUUCGGCACGGUCCAGUCAUUUGGUGUCUACCAGGCGUACUACUCGUCCCAAUACCUUUCAGAAUAUGUCGCCAGUGACAUCAGCUGGAUUGGUUCAGUACAGACCUUUUUGCUUUUUGCUGGAGGUUUACCCGCCGGAAAGCUCUUUGAUCAAGGAUACUUUCACCACUGCAUAGGAGCAGGGUCGCUUAUUUACCUAUUCUCGAUAUUCAUGCUAUCGCUUGCCAAACCACACCAAUACUACCAAAUAUUCUUGGCGCAAGGCAUUGGAAUGGGUAUCGGAAUGGGACUUUUAUUCCUGCCCGCAAUCUCCGUCACCUCUCAUUACUUCCGGCGGCGACGUGCUGCCGCAAUGGGAGUAGUCUUGGCUGGCUCGUCGCUCGGAGCAGUUAUCUACUCUAUCAUGCUCAAUAACUUGUUCAACGGCAGUGCUGGCUUUGCAUGGGGCGUGAGGGCAGCUGGUUUCAUCGACCUCGGACUCCUUGUGACCGCAAACUUGGUCAUGAAAACUCGUCUACCGAGUCGGAGGGAGCGUCCGGAUGCGAAACCAGUUGAUAUCAAGGCAAUACUGACUGACUUUGGAUACUGGCUGUGUGUCAUUGGUGCCACAUUGACAUUCUGGGGCCUGUUUGUACCAUUCUUCUACCUCCAAGUCUUUUCAGAGCACCACGGACUUUCGAAGACCAUCGGGUUUUACGCGAUACCCAUCAUGAAUGCCUCUUCAGUCUUUGGAAGGACGAUCCCGAACUUCUUGGGUGACGUCGUUGGGCCCUUUAAUGUGAUGAUUCCAUGCACUAUCAUAUCCGGAGGAUUGCUGUUCCUCAUGUUCGCGGCUACUAACCUUGGCGGUACUAUUGCCUUUGGUAUCUUGUAUGGGUUCUUCUCUGGUGGUUUCAUAUCCCUCAUCACUCCUGCUGCUGCAUCGUUUUCGCGAGACCUUAAUGAAAUAGGCACUCGGAUAGGAAUCACUUCCUUUGUCAUUUCCUUUGCACUCCUCACGGGUAAUCCGAUCGCUGGUGCAUUGGUGCUAGUCAACGGCUAUUAUGUGUGGUACAAACCACUCGUCUUUGCAUCUGUCGUCGUGCUAGCAGGUGCCGCCUGCCUCACCGCUUCCCGCCACAUCCUCUCCAAGCGCAAAGGCACCACAAAGCUAUGAAUAACGAUCCCCAAACGAGCACGAGCUUCCACGACGUACACCAUUUAAACAACCAUAAGUAUAUCUGAACCGCUAAACCAGACGCCCGACUUGUAUCAUACGCGCCCGCCAAGACGAUGACUUUUUUUUACGAAACCCUUUCUCAUUCUUGUCUAUAUUUUCCACAGCGAGCCGUAAUUGCUUAGGAUGGGGGGUGAUAAAGGGGCGAUGUUGGAGAUCCCGCUAUCACGAAUCGCUAUCUAUCUCUUGUCCUACAUUCGAUGAUCUUAAUUCUAUGCCCUUGGCAUGCGCACCAUAGCCAUCCA
Molecule: messenger RNA, 1915 nt
Organism: Suillus clintonianus
Lineage: Eukaryota; Fungi; Basidiomycota; Agaricomycetes; Boletales; Suillaceae
Product: MFS general substrate transporter
Exons: 14
Coding region: 252-1610 (452 amino acids)
Biological process (GO): transmembrane transport
Cellular component (GO): fungal-type vacuole membrane
Molecular function (GO): transmembrane transporter activity
Source: RefSeq, a predicted model, not a curated record